UAAAGUAACAAAUCAUCAUUAAAAAUGCAGAAUUUCUUGUUUGUGUUUUGCAGCAGAAAAAGGUGUUUGAUAUACAUGCAUGUUGCUGAUAGAAGUAGGUUAUGAAGAAUUGGAGUGACGCUCUGAUUUUAGGUUGAGUUGUGUUUAAGGUGCUCUCUCUUGUUCUCCUUUUGUUUGCUCUCAAUUCAGACUACAAUGGCCACCCAGGUGAUGGGGCAGGCGUCUGGAGGAGCCGGGCUGUUCACCAGCAGUAGCAACAUGGGCAUGGCCCUGCCUAACGACAUGUAUGACCUGCACGACCUCUCCAAAGCUGAACUGGCUGCCCCUCAGCUCAUCAUGUUGGCCAAUGUGGCCCUAACGGGGGAAGUAAAUGGCAGCUGCUGUGAUUACCUAGUUGGUGAAGAAAGGCAGAUGGCAGAAUUGAUGCCUGUUGGGGAUAACAACUUCUCAGAUAGUGAUGGAGAAGGACUGGAGGAGUCUUCUGAAGUGAAGGGUGUACCUACUGGACUGGAGAACGUGGAACUGAGGAAUCUGGAGCUCAGUGUUGUAGAGCCACAGCCUGUAUUUGAGGCGUCAGCUGCCCCUGAGAUUUACAGCUCAAAUAAAGAUCUUCCUCCUGAAACACCUGGAACAGAGGACAAAUGCAAGAACUUGAAGACCAAACCGUUUCGCUGUAAACCGUGCCAGUAUGAAGCAGAAUCCGAGGAACAGUUUGUGCAUCACAUCAGAGUUCACAGUGCCAAGAAGUUUUUUGUGGAAGAAAGUGCAGAGAAGCAAGCCAAAGCCAGGGAGUCUGGUGCUUCUGCUGCUGAGGAGGGAGAUUUCUCAAAGGGCCCCAUCCGCUGUGAUCGCUGUGGCUAUAACACCAAUCGGUAUGAUCAUUACACCGCUCACCUGAAGCACCACAGCAGAGCUGGGGAUAACGAGCGAGUGUACAAGUGCAUCAUUUGCACGUACACCACCGUCAGCGAGUACCACUGGAGGAAACACCUGAGGAAUCACUUCCCUAGGAAAGUGUACACUUGUGGCAAGUGCAACUACUUUUCAGACAGAAAGAACAAUUACGUCCAGCAUGUCCGCACUCACACAGGAGAACGCCCAUAUAAAUGUGAACUUUGUCCUUAUUCAAGUUCUCAGAAGACUCAUCUAACUAGACAUAUGCGCACUCAUUCAGGUGAGAAGCCAUUUAAAUGUGAUCAGUGCAGUUAUGUGGCCUCUAAUCAGCAUGAAGUAACUCGCCAUGCAAGACAGGUUCACAAUGGUCCUAAACCUCUUAACUGCCCUCACUGUGACUACAAAACAGCAGAUAGAAGCAAUUUCAAAAAACAUGUAGAGCUCCAUGUUAACCCACGGCAGUUCAAUUGCCCUGUAUGCGACUAUGCUGCUUCUAAGAAGUGUAAUCUCCAGUAUCAUUUCAAAUCCAAGCACCCUACUUGUCCUAAUAAAACAAUGGAUGUCUCAAAAGUGAAACUAAAGAAAACCAAAAAGCGAGAGGUUGACUUGCCUGAUACUAAUGUUACUAGUGCAAAAACAGAAACGGAACAGACAAAAACAAAGGGGGAUGUGGCUGGGAAGAAAAAUGAGAAAUCUGUAAAAGCGGAGAAAAAAGAUGUUUCAAAAGAGAAAAAGCCUUGUAGUGAUGUCUCAGUGAUCCAGGUGACUACCAGAACUCGGAAAUCCGCUGCAGAGACAAAAGAGAUGGAGGCGCACACAGGACAUAAUUCAGAAAAACCCUGUAAAACCAAGAAAAGCAAAAGGAAGCUGGAAGCUGAAGCGCAAUCCUCGCAGGAUCCUGUGAAUGAGGAAGAACCUGUAACAAAAAAGAAGAAAGUAGGAAGCAAGUCCAGAAAUGGUCAGGAGGUGCCAAGGGGUAACAGCAAAGCAGAGGAAAAUAGAAAGCAAAAUACCUGUGUGAAGAAGAAUACAAAGAAGAAAGCUCUGAAAAAUAAAUCAAGUAAGAGAGGCAGCAAACCUGCUCAGAAGGAGGCAGCUGCCAAGGGGCCUGUGCAGGCCAAGCUGCCUUUGGGGCCUGUGCAGACGGCGCCCAGCCAGGCUGCUGAGGAGGGGCCUUCACCUGCUGGGGAGGUUGUGCAAGGGGCGCUUGUGCAGGCACAGGCUGAGCCACCAGCUGCCCGGGAGGCGCCCACUGCUCCCUUGGAGGCUGUUGAGGCAGGUUCUCUGCCUGUGGAGCCAGCCCCCAUGGAGGUCGUGCAGGAACCAGUGCCUCCUCCAGAGCCCGCACAUGUGGAGCCUGGGCACAUGGAGCUGCCACCUCCGGUACAGCCUCCCCUUCACAUGGAGCCAAUCCCCAGAAAAUCUCCCCGAAAAGACAGUAAAAAGGAAAAGCCCAACAUACAGAGCGAAGUGGCCUGCAAGGAACAAGUCCUCAAUGAAGUUGGCUUAGUGCCUGUUAAAGACAGUCAGCUUCUAAAGGAGAGUACAGACACACAGGCCCUGUCAGCACCAUCACCACUGCCAAAGGAAGGGGAGGAGGAAUCAGUAGACCAAAACGAACUCUCUAAAGGUGCAGGAAAUACAGAGGGGCCCCUGCAGAAAGAGGGAGCAGAAGAGGCAGAUGAGAGCAGAGCUGUUGGAACUACCGGCGAGGAAUCUUCUGGUGUUGCAGCUUCAGUCCCUAAACUGAGCACACCAGAGGGUGGAACUUCAGAUGGUGAAUGUCAGAUUCGUUCAGUUGAGCCUUGUGAAAUGGAAACAGUCACUGAGGAGAGUACAACAGAGAAUCUCCCAGCUAAAGGUGCUGCAGCUGAAGAACCAGCUUCGCCAUCACUUUUCUCUCCACCACCAGCAGAACAAGAAGCAGUGGGCAAAACCGCUCUGGCUGCGGCUCCUGCUCCUGUUAGCGUGACAGAAAAUGAGUCUCAGGAAAUUGAUGAAGAUGAAGGCAUCCACAGCCAUGAUGGAAGUGACCUCAGUGACAACAUGUCAGAGGGCAGUGAUGAUUCUGGAUUGCAUGGGGCUAGGCCGGUUCCCCAAGAAAGCAGUGCCAAAAAUGCAAAGGAAGCCCUGGCGGUCAAAGUGGCUGAGGGGGAUUUUGUUUGUAUCUUCUGUGAUCGCUCUUUUAGAAAGGAAAAAGAUUACAGCAAACACCUCAAUCGCCAUUUAGUUAAUGUGUACUUCCUUGAAAAAGCAGCUAAAGGGCAGGAGUAAUUAAACUUUGGACAAGGUUACAGUUUUUAGUUUGUGAGAGCUAUUACAUUUUUAUAUUCAUUUAUAGUGGUAGACAACUUUUUAAGAUUGCUUUAAUUAGUGUCCAGUGUUGAUCUUUUUAAGUGGCAUUCUUUUCCUUAGGGCUUUUGUGUGCUGUUGAUGUACAAAUUUUAGUAAACCCCAAAAUCCACGGGAGUUAUUGUACUAAAACGAGCGGACCUGAAUCUCUUAGCUAAUGUGUUCACUGGAAAUGAGAAGGCCCAGAUGGCAUAAUGCAUCUAUUGCUCUUCCCAGCUACAACUCAUCAGUUUUUUUUCCUUCUCUGUCUUCUGUUUCAUCUUAGUUUAUCAUUAGUACCUUGUUUAGCUCUAUAAAAAUUGGCUUAAUAGCAAAUUACUUGAAUUUGCCUGCUUUAUAUAAAGUUAGCACUUUAAGAUUUCUUUAGAGAUAAGAAAAGACAUUUAAACUGAAGAAAAAUUCUCCCAACAAUGGACAUUGUAUCAGUCCAGGUAUUUACUUCCUGAUUUUUGAUCAAUAUUUCAUGUUUGAGUGUUAAACUUCAUAAAACAGUGAUUUUGGUGUUUUUUUGUUUUUUUUUUAAAUUUUGGUGCUUUAAUGGCUUAAAAUGUUGCACAUUGUUUUUUUUUUCUUUAACCUAUGCAGUUAAAUUUUCUUUAGAAGUAGUAGCAUUUGUGUUGACCAGUAACACUUUAUACAUAUAUGCAUGUUUAUUUGGCCUCUUUGAUGGGAUGCUUCUAGGCUUGUUUGUAAAGUGGCAAUUGUCUUUUUCUUUGCUGCAAUUGUCUUUUAAGCAGAAUAGUAGUGUGUGCAAGUUUGUGAGCAGAUGAAACAUGCAGGUUCAGUUCAUUGAUUUUUGAUUUUCACUUAUCUAUGCCAGAAUUUGUUUUGUAUAAUUUAUUUAUUAUGAAUGAAUAUAGUAAACUCAUAGCUCUGUUAUGAUUUUGUAAUAAACCACUAGGUUUCAUACUGAACAAAUUUUAAUUUCAAAUACCAAUAUUUUUGCCUGUUCUGGUAUAGCUAAUUUGUAAUUGUAGUGUUACAUCAUAUCCUUAGGGGAAACCUUUUCUUACGCAUAGUUUGUAUCCUUGUGGCUAUUCAAUUGAAUGAAAAGCUGUAGGUGAUAAUUGGGGCUUGCAAACCUGGAACUGGGAGACCUAAUUAUUCAAGUUUUACAGAGGGUCACUUGUGAGAAUCCAAAGCCACAGCUAUUCACACCAUGCAUCUAUAGUGAGAGGUGUAUGAAUUCUGGCAAGCCAGCUGCACCUUCCUGUGAAUACCGUGAAAAUGGCUUUUGAAUUUACAUACAGUCCAGAUUUAAGUUGUACUUGCUCAGGGAUCUCCACACACUAGUGGGUGUCCUGGCUGUUCCUGUGACAGCCACUUUCUACAGGUGAGACCUCAAGUAAACUGCAGCUAUCCUAGUGUUCCUAGAGGAGCACUUUGUAUAGAAAGGGGUGUGUACUCCAAAAUUUUUAUAGGUUCUUUGGCCACUUGCCAAAGUGAAAGAAUCCAACAUAGGAUAUUUUAUGUUAGAGAUGUUCACUGCAGUAAGUAAAAUAUGAUCCUAAUGAGAGUAUCUUGAAUUCUGAUCUCCCAUGUUCUGAAAGUAACCCUUUACAUUUCAUUUAUUGUCCUUUACCUGGGGAUCUCUUUGAGGCAGGUUUCAGAUUUUGACAGUACAAUACGAAAGAUCAGGAUAAGCAUUAAUGUGUAAGAUGUUAAAAUCUGAGUGAAUUUUCAGUUAAAAGGUAUUUGAACUUGGAAUUGACUCGGAGGCCAAAGAUUUAAAGAAGCAGAAGAUUCUCUCAAGACAUGAGGAGUAAGUUGUGUGAUGAUGGUGUGUGUUCUGUGUGCAUGAAUGAGAAUUUGUAAAUGUUGAAUUCUAGGCUCCGACAAUCAUUGUCAGCAGGAGAUCAAGCUGCAAAUAUUUAUGUUUUAAAAGUUAAAUUAUAAAGCUAGUUAAAUCUUUCUAAUGACUAGUUUUAAUGUUCAUGAGCAUAUUUUAUCUAACUCACCUUUUACAUUAUAUUGAAAAAGAUUCAUUUUAAGCACAGACUGGACACUGGGAAUCUGUUUGGGGAAGAGGUCUUUGGAUUCUUUCAUAGUGCAAAGGAAAGAAAUUUGCUUUUUGGUGAAUUGAACAGAUUCCUAAUCUAGUCUUUAAGACUAGAAUGCUAAAAACUGUGAAGGAAAUUAAAACCCCUUGUUGAGUUGAUCUGUAAAAACAUUGUUACUGGAAAUUAAUUGGAACUUGAGGCCUUUCUUCCAGAAAACAAGGACUUGAUUCUCAGGCCCUAUAUUAGGUCCUGAACCUUUAUGCCAUGUAUUUAUACGUACUGAAAAUUGUUUCAAUGAAAAUAUAUUAGUAAUCAGAACUUCUGGUCCAGUUGGGAGUUCUUCCAUUUGCAAAAUAUGUUUGCAUGGAACUAUUUGAAUCUUUUUAUUUUCUAGUCCCCCUUCGUUAGAAUUGAAGCUAGAAUUUCCCUUUUGAUAAAAGAACAAAAAAAUGAACAUGCUCUUUGUAAAUUGAUAUUUAGUAACUAGCGAUAAACUUGAAAUACUAGAGAAUAUAUUAUAAGCCUAAUCCUAGGUAGUUUUAUGAAAAUAUCUUAUUUUUUGAACCUAUAUUCACAUUGGAUUUCAAGAUAUUUUAAGUUAUAUUUUUCCCUUUUUUCAGAGCUGCUUCAUACUUGGGGGCUUCCUUUUUUAUUGUUGAGGCUUAACUCGUAAGAGGCUGCAUUGUUUUGAUAAGGCUUCUUACAGCUAUGGCUGAUGUUUGCUCUAGUCUUCCAAGAAGGGCCAUUUUAUGUUUAGGGUCACUUCUAAAGUCACGUGCUCGCUAACUUUGGGGACCGUUUGCAUACGAGUGCAGAUACAAAUUACAACCCGAGCUGACCUCUCCGCGUGGCACCCCGAAUACUGACCACAUGAGGAAUGCCUAGUCUGUAGAACGCGCCACUUCUGGGCUGAAAAGCUGGGGAGGAAACUUAAUUUUCUUCUUGGCAUAGAUUAGGAAAAUUUAAGAAACUAAAUGUGCUGAAUUCUUACCG
Messenger RNA from Fukomys damarensis (Damara mole-rat), 6239 nucleotides. It is a transcript of the gene Rest, whose product is annotated as RE1 silencing transcription factor. The transcript is spliced from 4 exons. The record is from RefSeq and is a predicted model, not a curated record. The coding region runs from base 196 to 3168 and encodes 990 amino acids. Gene Ontology annotation, cellular component: nucleus. Gene Ontology annotation, biological process: regulation of gene expression. NCBI's taxonomy places the organism in Eukaryota, Metazoa, Chordata, Mammalia, Rodentia, Bathyergidae.